AUGGACAUCACAUCCAAGAUGGACCUAAGUGUGGAGCAGGCGCAGUUCGUGGCGCCCGCGUGCUUCUUCGCCACCGCCGCCUCUCAGACCCUGAGCCCGAGCGAAAGCACCGGCAAGUCUGCAUCCAAGCAGGCCAAGAGGCAGCGCUCGUCCUCUCCAGAGCUGCUGCGCUGCAAGCGGCGCCUGAGCUUCGCGGGUUUCGGCUACAGUCUGCCGCAGCAGCAGCCGCACGCCGUGGCGCGGCGCAACGAGCGCGAGCGCAACCGGGUCAAGCUGGUCAACAACGGCUUCGCGACGCUGCGCGAGCACGUGCCCAACGGCGCGGCCAACAAGAAGAUGAGCAAGGUGGAGACGCUGCGCUCUGCGGUCGAGUACAUCCGCGCCCUGCAGCAGCUGCUGGACGAGCACGACGCCGUGAGCGCAGCCUUCCAGUCGGGCGUCCUGUCUCCCAGCGUCGCGCACAGCUACUCCAACGACAUGAACUCCAUGGCCGGCUCGCCUGUCUCUUCAUAUUCCUCGGACGAAGGAUCCUACGACCCACUCAGUCCCGAGGAACAGGAGCUCCUAGAUUUCACCAGCUGGUUCUGAACAUCAGGAAGAUCCUGAAGAUUGUCAGCACUCACUUUGGAGGUCCAAGUACAUCCAUCCUCCGAGAAAACAACAAGGCACUGCUGCGUUUGCGCUCCCGUCCGGUUGGAUAGACCCGAGUUCACAAAAUAAAGAGAGACUGGCCCAAGAUGAGAGGCCAAAGCGACACGCAUCGGCCCCAAGUGUCCCGAGCCAAAGGACUUGUAGAGCAGACAAGUGCAAAACUAAAAGAAAAAAACAAUAAAAGAAAGAAAAAUAAAUAAAGUAAACGCGCAGGGGUUCGCUUCAUGCGCCAAAGCGCACUGAUCCAACACAUCCAUUUCAGAUGUACUAUUUUUCUGCAUAAGUGAUUCUAUUUGUUUUUAAACUAUGCUAAACCCAAUCACAGAGCUGUCCUGUCCUGCACAACAAAAUCCCCCGUGUUGAUUUAACACCUUCAGCUCGACACAGAUCAGCACUGGAGCGGGUCACUGAGCCCUGCAGGUGUUCACUCAACACCGUUCACCUGAACUCGGGGAUUUUGCUGUAACUCUAUGCUUCCAACCC
Neoarius graeffei (lesser salmon catfish) is the source of this 1134-nucleotide messenger RNA. RefSeq names its product achaete-scute family bHLH transcription factor 1a (gene ascl1a). Gene Ontology annotation, biological process: neuron differentiation; regulation of neurogenesis; sensory organ development. NCBI's taxonomy places the organism in Eukaryota, Metazoa, Chordata, Actinopteri, Siluriformes, Ariidae. The record is from RefSeq and is a predicted model, not a curated record. Gene Ontology annotation, molecular function: RNA polymerase II transcription regulatory region sequence-specific DNA binding; DNA-binding transcription factor activity, RNA polymerase II-specific; protein dimerization activity. The coding region runs from base 1 to 588 and encodes 195 amino acids. Gene Ontology annotation, cellular component: RNA polymerase II transcription regulator complex. The transcript is spliced from 2 exons.